CGCCUUAUUCUCCGAAUAAGACGCAUCUUUUACCAACGGUUAAAUUUCCUUCUGGCAAGCCUGGAAAGGUAAAAUAUACGAUCGCCGCAAAGGGCAGGCCUAUAAAUGGGGGGUUGUUGCGCACUAGACAGCCCUGAGGCCCGCUUUGUCUGGAAAAUCAUCUCGCAAUGUGACGCGCGUGCGAUUGCUGUGACUGAACCAAACACGCAAAAAAACCAGCUCAAUCAGCCAAAAAAACGCCACAAACAUGUCCACAUUUCAUAGUGCAUCCAAUGUCCAGCACCUCGGAACAAGCGCAUCCGCUGGUGCUUCUCCUGCCAUAUGAAAUGAAGAGAAACGGGUGCUUUUCCAGCGAUCUAGACCGUUGGAAAUGGGAAACGAACAGUUUGCUGUGACGAUUAUUUGCAUCGUGGUGGUGGCCGUGCUGUUGAUUCUGGUUUUCUACCAUUCUUUGAAUAUUCUGAACUGGAUCAACGCUUGGAUAUCGUCAAACAAGGAGGAGAAAGUCGGGCUUACGAGGCUGAAAGGCCAUUACAACGCCAACGGUUACUUGGUCCAUUCAGACUCAGACAUUCAACUUGACUGGAGCAGCGGCAGCUUCAAGCGCUUCGAUUCGAUCGAUCGCGACUUCAAGACAUCAGUAGCCACCACCAGCCUCUCCAAUUGGCAGUCGAAUGUCGAAGAGAUGAUACCUCCGCAGCCUCUCCGGCCUGCCCCCGUGCCAGGCUCCGUUUCCCCAUCCAGCCUCAAAGUGGAGCUCGAGGAGAAGGACUUUGCCCUCAAUAAACAAAAGCUUUUCACGGAGGGCCUAGUGGAAUCAACAUCCAUUUCGCCCAUCCCCAGACCGGUGAGCUCGGUAAAUAUGGCUGGGUUGGCAUCGCAGUCUUCAUUCCCGGUCAGUCUGGAUCCGCCUCCAGCACCCCAGGCUAGAAACGUCUCCCGCACUCAAAGCGCCCCUUUGAAGCUGAGCGCGCUUCCUCAGCAGCAGCAAUCCAAAGAGCUCAAAGAUAGCUCUGGAAGCUUUGAGGAAGCAGAAGUGGUUCCAGUAGCCAUCAAGCGGGCACUGUCCUGCGACAGCGUCUGUUCAGAAACUUCCGUCGCUCUCAGCGACUUGGAGGCCUUCAAUGUGACGGGCUAUCUUUGCAUCGGCCUAGAAUACGACAGCGAAAGUUGGGACUUCAUAGUGAAUGUACUGGAAGCCAAAGACCUGACGGGAGUGGUAAAAGUGGAUGGAUACUUGGAUACUUAUGUCCGAGUGUCGCUGUUGCCUGAUAAAGAGGCCACUAUACAGACCAAGGUGUAUCGGAGUACCAGCAGUCCCAGCUACAAAGAGCGUUUUCUCUUUUCACUCAAUCCCCGGGAGCAAAUGCAGAGGGCUUUGUGCUUCCACCUCUACGCGACUGACCUGGUAUCGCACACGCUGAUUGGUGAGGGCGAGCUGCGACUCACUGAUGUCAGUCUAAGGCAGCCAGUGACCACAUGGGUUACACUCACCGACACUGGGCAGAAAGGCACCGAGUUUGGUGAAAUCCUUUUCUCGUUGAGCUAUUUGCCAACAGCCGAAAGACUCACUGUGGUCGUAGUAAAGGCACGGAACCUCAAGUUUCCACUCACCUCCACCAUGGAGGUGUUUGUCAAAGUGUAUCUGAUGCAGCAGAAUAGGAAGGUGAACAAGAAGAAGACCUCAACGAAACGAGGUGAACGAUGUCCGAUUUUCAAUGAGGCCAUGAUGUUUAGCGUGCCGGCCCACACCCUUAAUACGAUCCAGAUGAGGCUGACUGUGUCCGAAGUGGCCUCAGAAGACAAUGUGAAGGCAGCUCCAAUUGGCCACGUGAUUGUGGGUUCGCAAGCGUGCGGACGCUCUCUGAACCACUGGAACCAAAUGCUGACGACGCUGCGCAAACCGGUGGCGAUGUGGCAUUCGCUGCGGAAGUAAGACGCCCCUUUAUUUCGUCUGCACCAAUCAUCUGGCGAGCUGCUGGGCGCCAAUUGAGCACACUGAGGAUGUGUGGCAUGCUGGCAAUCGAAACGCUGGAAUGUGCUGUUGCGAGGGCAACCAGAAACGAUAAACCCCGACUUGCUGAAUGUAAAAAUUCUAUUUUUGAACAUAUUUGCAUUUGUUGUAUAGUUUAUGACAAUGUUAACUUUACCAAGCCAACCAAUAACAAUCAACGUUGGGUAAGCGGUGGCGGCACAAAAGCCCAAAAGCGUUUUCCUGCAAACGCCACCUGUGCCCAGCUCUUUAUAGUCUAGCCUAUGCCUACCUACUACUGUCUGUAUAUGAUUAGAACUAGUAAAAGUAAGUGUGGUAACAUUCAGGGUAAGUAUUUUUGAAGGAAAAAGUGGCCUUGGCUGGGCCUAAGUCACUUUCUUCUUGGAUUAAUAUGUUUCAAUGUAAAUACGUGUAUAACUUAUUAAGUGUUCAUAAUUGCCAAUGAGGCUUUGGAUCGUUUUAGCUCCUCUUUCUUUCAUGGGAUGAUGGUGGAGGUUGUAAUCGGGCGGUCAAGACUACCUGCUUGUUUUCCACACAAAGAAAAUUAGAAAUUAUGCCUUUUAACUGAAAAUUACAUUACUUCAGCAACUUUUUUAGCCAGUUGAUCUAUUUAUUUUUAAUGCUUCAUUCAAUUCCGGCAAUCAUUCUUUAAAAAAUUGGGACUAAAGCGUUCGAUUGCCGCCUAUGGGAUGGUGUGAGUUUCUAAGCAAAUUGGGAUGUGAUAUACAGAGACCUCAAAGAUCAAAAGUGUUGAAUUAGGUGCGACGAAUCAAAAUGUAUUUUAACGUUGACCUGCUUGGAUCAGGUGCCCCCUUAAUAAUCAAACCGAUUUAAUAUUUCUUCUUUAUUCAGCCAACCAGUUUAGACAUCUUCCUAUGCAGGUCUAGUUACUCUUUAACCCGUAAAACUAUCUUAUAAGCCAAUGCUCCGUUUUCUCUUGCUCCUACAGACCCUUUGCAGCAUUACUUUAACAUCCAAAUCCUGCCCUAAUUCUUCCUCUCCUUAACGACAAUAACGUAUGAAUUGUUGCUGUUGUAUCAUGUAGCUGAGGAUUGCUGGAGAGGACUACCGUCGCCCAGUCAUCAAGAGUCCAUCAAGCUCUCAAUGUGGCUCUUAAAAUGGUUAAGGAGUCUCGAUCCAGAAAACCGCAGCUCUUUUCUCAAAGGCUUUUGUAUAAAUGUGCUGUGAUAAAACAAAUUGUACUGGGCCCACGUACUUCUAAUCUAUCCUUACGUGUAAUCGUCAUUUUUCAGGCAUACAUCGAUGUCAUUAACGUAUGGUAAUAUAAUGUAAUGAUACAAUAA
Dendroctonus ponderosae (mountain pine beetle) is the source of this 3297-nucleotide messenger RNA. RefSeq names its product synaptotagmin-12. Gene Ontology annotation, molecular function: SNARE binding; clathrin binding; calcium ion binding. The coding region runs from base 371 to 1936 and encodes 521 amino acids. The record is from RefSeq and is a predicted model, not a curated record. The transcript has 10 exons. Gene Ontology annotation, biological process: regulation of calcium ion-dependent exocytosis; calcium-ion regulated exocytosis; regulation of dopamine secretion. Lineage: Eukaryota; Metazoa; Arthropoda; Insecta; Coleoptera; Curculionidae.